Messenger RNA from Tupaia belangeri chinensis (Chinese tree shrew), 4834 nucleotides. RefSeq names its product integrin subunit alpha X (gene ITGAX). Gene Ontology annotation, cellular component: external side of plasma membrane; integrin complex. Lineage: Eukaryota; Metazoa; Chordata; Mammalia; Scandentia; Tupaiidae. Gene Ontology annotation, biological process: cell-matrix adhesion; integrin-mediated signaling pathway; cell adhesion mediated by integrin. The record is from RefSeq and is a predicted model, not a curated record. Gene Ontology annotation, molecular function: integrin binding.
UCAACUUCCGGCCUAACCCAUGGCCACUAGACCACCCCAUAGGUCCCCAGCAUCUCUCCCCUGACUGAUCUGUCUCCAGCUGGUUCUCAAAAAAACCACGCCCUACACACCCCCUGCUUUCUAUCAAUAGCUUUCUGCAAUGUCACUUGGAAGAUUUCAGUCCUCCUCGCUAAUUCCCUUCAAUGCUUCCUUCUGCCCUCGGGAUAAAAAUCACUAAGCCAUAGGGGGCUUCUGGACUGGGGUCGACUUCUUCUCCUCCCCUGGCCCUGACCUCAUCUCUUGCUACUUCCUACCUUCCACCCUCUGGUUCCUAUUGAUGAUCUCGCAGUCAGGCUCACGUCUCAUCCACCUGCAGCUAAUCCUCCUGAAACACGCUCGCCUGCAGUCGCCCAACUUUCGUGGAUGUCAAGACUCAGCUCAAGUGCCACCUCCUCCAGGAAGCCUUCUCAGAAGCCCACACCCUUCCAGCCUGGUACCUCGAUCCAGCUGACCGGUGGCAGCCCUUCAUUUUGGAACUUGGAGCUUGGAACCCCAUGUCUGACCUUCCCAUCAUGACCGGGACCAGGACAGCCCUCCUCCUGUUAAUGGCCUCAGCUGCUUCUCUCUGCUUCAACUUGGACACGGAGCAGCCAACUACCUUCCAAGUGGACAGUGCCGGGUUUGGACACAGCGUGGUCCAGUAUGCCAACACCGGGCUGGUGGUUGGAGCCCCCCGAGAGAUACAGGCCGCCAACCAAACAGGUGGCCUGUACCAGUGUGACUACCGCACAAGCAGGUGUCAGCCCAUCCAUCUCCAAGUCCCCCCGGAAGCUGUGAACAUGUCCCUGGGCCUGUCCCUGGCAGCUUCCACCAACCCUUCCCAGCUGUUGGCCUGCGGCCCCACUGUGCACCAUGCAUGCAGGGAGAACGUGCAUUUGACUGGACUCUGCUUCCUGCUCACUUCUUCCUUCAGGUGGACCCAGAGGUUCCCAGCAGCCCUGCAGGAGUGCCCAAAGCAGGAGCAGGACAUCGCGUUCCUGAUCGACGGCUCGGGCAGCAUCUCCCCCAGCGAUUUUGCCACCAUGAUAAGCUUCGUGAGGGCCGUGAUGAGUCAGUUCCAGAGGCCCAGCACACAGUUCUCCCUGAUGCAGUUCUCCCACAAAUUCUGGAUACACUUCACUUUCAACGAGUUCGUCCGCAGCCCCUACCCGCUAAGCCUGUUAAAUUCUGUGCGGCAGCUGAGGGGGUUCACUCACACAGCCACGGCCAUCCGCAUGGUCAUAAACGAACUGUUCAGUGCCAGAAGUGGGGCCCGCAAGGAUGCCACCAAGAUCCUCAUUGUCAUUACCGAUGGGCAGAAAGAAGGCGACCACCUGGAUUAUAAGGACGUCAUCCCCAUGGCGGAGGCAGCCGGAGUUAUCCGCUAUGCCAUCGGGGUUGGGUUGGCUUUUCAAAAGUCACAUUCCUGGAAAGAAUUGAACGACAUUGCAUCGAAGCCCUCCCAAGAAUAUAUAUUUAGAGUGAACAACUUUGAUGCUUUGAAAGAUAUUCAAAACCAACUGAAGGAGAAGAUUUUUGCCAUUGAGGGUACGGAGACCAAGAGCGGUAGUUCCUUUGAGUGGGAGAUGGCCCAGGAGGGCUUCAGCGCCGUGUUCACCCCUGAUGGACCAGUUCUGGGGGCUGUGGGGAGCUUCAGCUGGUCCGGAGGGGCCUUUCUGUACCAACCAAACAAGAACCCCACCUUCCUGAACAUGUCUGAGGAGCGCGUGGACAUGAGGGACUCUUACCUGGGUUACUCCACGGAGCUGGCCCUUUGGAAGGGGGAGCAGAACCUGGUCCUGGGCGCCCCCCGCUACCAGCACACGGGGAAGGUUGUCAUCUUCACCCCUGGGCCCAAGCAGUGGAGGCUGAAGGCCGAAGUCACAGGAACCCAGACUGGCUCCUACUUCGGGGCCUCCCUCUGCUCCAUGGACGUGAACAGAGACGGCAACACGGACCUGGUCCUCAUCGGGGCCCCCCACUUCUAUGAGCAGACCCAAGGGGGCCGGGUGUCCGUGUGCCCUCUGCCCAAGGUGCAGGGAAGGUGGCAGUGUGUGGGCGUUCUCCGUGGAGAGCCGGGCCACCCCUGGGGCCGCUUUGGGGCAGCUCUGACAGUGCUGGGGGACGUGAAUGGGGACAAGCUGGCUGACAUGGUAAUGGGUGCAAGGAUCCCGAUAGAGAAGGAGAAAGCCCCUCUCCCCAAGGCUUUCCAGUCACCUCCCCGUGACUCACUUUUCCCUCUCUGCCAGCGGGUCGCAGGCUCCCAGCUCUCCCCCAGGCUCCAGUAUUUCGGGCAGUCGCUGAGCGGGGGUCAGGACCUCACCGAGGAUGGCCUGGUGGACCUGGCCGUGGGGGCCCAGGGGCACGCGCUGCUGCUCAGGACCAGACCUGUCCUCCAGGUGUGGAUGAGCAUCCGCUUCACACCCCCGGAGAUCCCCAGGUCUGUGUAUGAGUGUCAGGAGCAAGUGGCCCCUGUCCGGACACUGGGCGACGCCACUGUCUGCCUUCAUAUUUACAAAAGUUCCAAGAACCGACUGAGUGACCUCCAGAGCUCUGUGACUUUUGAUCUGGCCCUCGACCCUGGCCGCCCGAGUUCCCGUGCCGUCUUUAAGGAGACAAACACCCGGACUCUGAGUCGAGCCCGAGACCUGGGGCUGACCCAAUACUGCGAGGCUGUGCCACUGCUCCUCCCGGCCUGCGUGGAGGACUCCAUGACCCCCAUCAUCAUGCGUCUCAACUUCUCCCUAGAGGGCAAGCAGAUCCCCUCCUUUGGGAAGCUCCGGCCUAUGCUGGACGUGAAUUCGCAGAGAUAUCUCACGGCCUCUCUCCCCUUCGAGAAGAACUGCGGGGACGACCGCGUCUGCCAGGACGACCUUAGCAUCUCCUUUGACUUCUCAGGCUUGAACACCCUGUUGGUGGGGAGUAACCUGGAGCUGAACGUGGCCGUGGCCCUGCGGAAUGAUGGCGAAGACUCCUACCGAACCACGGUCACCUUCUCCUACCCAGCAGGGCUGUCCUACCGACGCGUGACAGAGGGUCAGAACCAGCUGCAGCUGCACUCCCCACGCCUGACGUGUGACAGCGUGCCAGCUGGGAGCCAGGACACCUGGACCACCAGCUGUAGCAGCAACCACCUCAUCUUCCGUGGGGGCGCCCAGAUCACCUUCUUGGCUACCUUUGAUGUCUCCCCCAGGGCUGUGCUGGGAGACCGGCUGCUUCUGACAGCCAAUGUGAGCAGUGACAAUAACACGCCUAGGACCAGCAAGACCACCUUCCAGCUGGAGCUCCCAGUGAAGUACACCGUCUACACUGUGAUCAGCAGCCAUGAGCAAUCCACCAAGUACCUCAACUUCUCCGCCUCAGAGAAGCAGCAGAGCAGUGUGGCCCAGCACAGAUAUCAGGUGAACAACCUGGGUCAGCGGGACCUGCCCGUCAGCAUCUACUUCUGGGUGCCCAUGGAGCUGCACCAGGAGCCAGUGUGGAUGCAGGUGGAAGUCUCCUGCCCCCAGAACCCGUCCAUGCAGUGCUCUUCAGAGAGAAUAGCUCCCCCAGAGUCCGACUUCCUGAAUCACAUUCAGAAGAAUGCUGUGCUGGACUGUUCGAUCGCUGCCUGCCUGAGGCUCCGCUGUGACAUCCCAUCCUUUGGCGUCCAGGAGGAACUCGACUUCGUCCUGAAGGGCAACCUCAGCUUUGGCUGGGUCAGCCAGACACUGCAGAAGAAGGUGUCACUGGUGAGUGUGGCUGAAAUCACGUUCGACAGAUCCGUGUACGCCCAGCUUCCUGGACAGGAGGCAUUUCUGAGAGCCCAGACGGAGACGGUGCUGGAAGAAUAUAAGGUGCACAACCCCAUCCCCCUCAUCGCGGGCAGCUCAGUGGGAGGUCUGCUGCUGCUGGCUCUCAUCACAGCCACGCUGUACAAGGUUGGCUUCUUCAAACGUCAGUACAAGGAAAUGAUGCAGGAAGAAAACCAACAGAUUGUCCCAGGAAAUGAGGCACAGAUCCCCGAGCCGCCCAGUGAGGAACAACCUCCUGGCUCUUCGGAUCUGCUCUUCCCAGCCAGGCUUCCUGACUCUCACUCUCACCGCAGUCAGGCCCAAGAGAGAAGAAACACUCCGCGUGGGGGGGCUGGGAUCAGGCCGCUUUCUCUGGGAGAACGCAGUGCGUCUGACAGUGGGUCUUGCUGCCUGGGAAGGGCCUUGUGUCUUGUCAAGGUUCCAACUGGACACCCUCAGGCUGGGGUCCCUGCCCUGCCCCCAGAGGACUAGCCUUGGAGUUUCUACCUAGAAAUACAUGGACGACAGUCCCAGGCCCCAGUCUUCCUUCCACCAGCCACCAGUGAUCUUUCCAUAACACAGCUCUAAGCAAACUGCUUAUCCUCAUCUGUCUUUGGUGGCUCCCUGUGUUCCUCCAUAUAAUGUCCAAAUGUCCCAGCUUGGUGAGAGCCCAACUCCUUCUCCGGAAGGUGGGCUUCCGAGCACACAGCACAAGGCACUGUGCCAUGCUGUUGUCCUUCUUUCUGCCAAAAUACCAUCGGCCUCAGCUCUCAGCUUUAUCUGGGAAUCUCAGUCUCCCAAUUGAACUGGAACAAGAGGUCUGUGCUCUCUGUAAAGCUGCCUCCCAGCACUGCGGCCCGUUGCAGGACAGCUCCUCAGUGCUACCGCAGCCCAACCCACUCUUGUGUCAAAAGGGGCCUUGGGGACCAGCAGUUGGUGUAAUGGCUAUGUUGCUGGACUCCCACAUAGUCAACAGUGGUUCAAGUCCCAGACCCGGUGGCUUAAACUUAUGCCAGGCGCGUGUGUGUGCGUGCCCAAGAUUA